CCGCCCGAGCCCCCCGAAUCCUCAAGCCGGGCCCAGCCCAGGGGCUGAGGGGCGACAGAGAGAGAGGAGCGGGCCACCGCUCCCGCCCUGCCCGAUUUCUGCCCUGCCCGUGACCCUGCUUUUGUUCUCGUCGCUCCCUCCCGAAUGGGACCCCAUCCCUGUCCUCAUCCUGUCCCUGUUGCUGCCUCUGCCCAGCCUUCUAGACUCGGGCCCGAGGGGCUGCGGGCUGAGGUCGACGCCUCGGGUCCUCGGGAUGGGGGCUGGAGAGGGGAGGCUUAGCGGGCACGGGGAGGAACCCCGAGGAAGUGUGGAAAGCACUGGGAAGCGUGUCCCCGACUGUGGGGCAGGGAGCAAGCUUUGCUGUCACCCAGGACAAGAUGGGAAGAGGAUGCCUCCGGGGAGAGGGAGCUCGGGUGGGUAGAAUGAGGGGCGCAUGAACCCUUGAGCGCAGGGGGAGGUCAGAGAGCUCUCGGAUCUGAGGACCAAGCCAAAAACCUGGCGUGCGGAAAGUUUCAGACUUUGUAACUUUGUCAGCAAAGGGGCCUGCUGCAUUGAUGUGAUGGGAGGUGAACGGGUCCCCUCAACUCCUCAAACCACUCCGUUCCCACCCGAAAGGGACAUCACCCCACGUUUGAAACUGGCAGGAAAACAGCUAAACAGAAUGAUUGCACAAACUCUUGAAAGGCGUCCAAGAAACAGUGAAGUGGAAAAAAACGUCAGCGCGCAGGGAGAGUGGAGCGGCUCGAGAUUCCCCAGUCUCGCCGCUGGCCGCGGGGACUGAGGCCGGCUCCGAGGUCGUCGGCGCCGCUCCUCCCCCCAGGAAGGAACCCAGGCCCGGGCGGCUGCUUUUGUGGUUUCGCUUGGCUUUUACCUCCCUUCUGGCUCCUGAGCAGGCCUCGUUGCCUCUUUCAUUCACGUGGAAAUAGGGGUGUCUCAGGAGGCAGGAGGUGCAGGGGAUAGCCCUGGCCUUGGCGCCUCCCAGCUGGGAGACACUUUCCCAGACAACCACGGAUAAAAGAAGAUACUGCUCUGAGGGUUGGACGGCAGCAUCUUCCCUUCCUCCCAGCCCUGCCUCCUCCUGCCCCGAACGGAGCUCAGUACAACUUUGUUUUGCCUUUUACUCUGGGGAGAGAGAAGCAGAGGAUGAGGAGAAAAUAAUGAAUGUCAAAGGAAAAGUGAUUCUGUCAAUGCUGGUUGUCUCCACUGUGAUUGUUGUGUUUUGGGAAUAUAUCAACAGCCCCGAAGGCUCUUUCCUGUGGAUAUAUCACUCAAAAAACCCAGAACUUGGUGACAACGGUAGUCAGAAAGACUGGUGGUUUCCAAGCUGGUUUAAUGACAGGACCCACAAUUACCAAGGGGAAGAAGACAUAGACAGAGAAAAGGAACAAAGAAGGGAAGACAGCGAAGAAGAGCUUCAGCUAUCGGACUGGUUUAAUCCACAGAAACGCCCAGGGGUUGUGACAGUGACCAGAUGGAAUGCACCAGUUGUGUGGGAAGGCACUUACAACAGAGGCAUCUUAGAAAAUUACUAUGGCAAACAGAAAAUUACUGUGGGUUUGACAGUUUUUGCUAUCGGAAGAUACAUUGAGCAUUACUUGGAGGAGUUUUUAACAUCUGCUAAUAGGUACUUCAUGGUUGGCCACAGAGUCAUAUUUUACAUCAUGGUGGACGAUGUCUCCAGGUUGCCUUUGAUAGAGCUGGACCCUCUGCGUUCCUUCAAGGUGUUUGAGAUCAAGGCUGAGAAGAGGUGGCAGGACAUCAGCAUGAUGCGUAUGAAGAUCAUCGGGGAGCACAUUGUAAGCCACAUCCAGCACGAGGUCGACUUCCUCUUUUGCAUGGACGUGGACCAGGUCUUCCAAGACAACUUCGGGGUGGAGACACUGGGCCAGUCGGUGGCUCAGCUCCAGGCCUGGUGGUAUAAGGCAGAUCCGGACGAAUUUACCUACGAGAGGCGGAAGGAGUCGGCAGCAUACAUUCCCUUCGGCCAAGGGGAUUUUUAUUACCACGCGGCCAUUUUUGGAGGAACACCCAUUCAGGUCUUAAACAUCACCCAGGAGUGCUUCCAGGGAAUCCUCCAGGACAAGAAAAAUGACAUAGAAGCCGAGUGGCAUGAUGAAAGCCACUUAAACAAGUAUUUCCUUCUCAACAAACCCACUAAAAUUUUAUCCCCAGAAUAUUGCUGGGAUUAUCAUAUAGGCUUGCCUUCAGAUAUUAAGACUGUCAAGAUAUCUUGGCAGACAAAAGAAUAUAAUUUGGUUAGAAAUAAUGUCUGACUUUAAAUUGUGCCUGUAAUUUUAUGAAUUUCAGAGAGUAUCAUUCUGGCUACUUUCUCAGAAAAGUAACAUUUAAUUUUAACUUAAAAAAAAAAUACUAACAAAACACCGACCCAGCCAAGUACAUGCUAUUCUUCCUUGUAACUUUGAGCCUUAUAAUGCGGGAGAAUGAACCUAUCUAUGGUAAUCGGAUGUAAAUUCCCAGUGAUUUCCUAUCUAUUCUGGGUUUGGGGAAAAUACUAUCAGCUGAACUAAAAGAAAAAAAAAAAAUCACAGACAAAGAAAAAGCCAGAAAUACUCUACAUGUGCCAGAUAAUGUACUAUAGAAAAGGGUGCUAAGGGAAGUGUUUGGCAACGAGAUACAAUUGUCAGGAAUGCUCCCUGUAUUCCAGUGUCUUCCUGUUUUUGCUGGAUCUAAAGGAACAUAUAGUUGCUUUGCAGCAGGAGAACUCUGGGGAUUCGGUCUCCCUUGGCACUCCUCGAAUGGCUUCGAUAUCGCAUCACUUCGGGCCAUUUGUAAGUCCAUGUCCUUUUCUCUCAGGAUGUUAUUUGGCUUCUGUGAGAAACACUGGUCGAGAUUCUCAGUGGAUAGCACGGUGGUGAAUGUUUGGAGUCACAGAGAAUCUGAAGGAGCCAAUGUGUGCUCAGGAAGUGAAAACGAAGCCUCAAAGUGAGUUUGCCCUGAAAUGGCAAAGAGAGAGAGUGGAAAGAAAGGGGGCUGGUCACCGUGGAGAAUGCCACCACAGAGGAGCACAGGACAUGGGGUUGGCGCUUGAAUGCAGCAUGUAUCUGGGCCCAGAAUGGGGAGGGGACAAUGUGGAUGAUCUCCAGCCUCCUCGAUCCCACAAUAACCAGAGUGGAGGAGGCCUGAAUGGAAGAUGCUUCUUGUUUUGCCCAAGUUGCGUUCAGUCUGCUAGAUUCUGCAACUUGUGUCUUCAGAUCUUUGGCAGAGGAGGUGAAUGGUGUCAGAAAAGACAAAAGACUAAAGUAGAUCGAAGAGGGUGGCGAGGAGUUGCAUUUCACAGACCUGGGCUUCAUGGCAGUCAGUUAUCGCUGAUGUGGGCUUCAUGAUAAUCAGUCAUCGGCAAGUCCCUCUGCCACCCACUCUAACCCUCAGGGUCCCUCUGCCUACAUCUUGCCCCACUUGGAGGGCUGGCAUCAAGGAAUGGAUCGGAGGAAGAGCCUUCUCAUCAAGUAACCUGUCAUUUCCCCUACGCCAUCUGCACUACUGAGGUGUAACAACCAGACACAUUUAAUAAAGUGGUUAAUUGAUUUUCUAUCAAGAGCAGAGGGGAUGGCAAUGGGAGACCCAGUCCUCACGACUGAGCAGCUUAACAUUCAAUUCCCUUCUCUAAGAGAAGUUAUGAAAGUCUACAUAUUAUUUAAAGUCAAGCAAUUCAGUGUAAAGGAAGCUAAGAGGCAACAUUUACAUAUGCAGGUAUAUUUAUAUUUUGCUCGUGUUCCAGUUAGGUCAUUUGUUUCCAUUUCUAAGGGAUUUAUCUGAAGAACCACGACACUGGCUUGGUGUUCAGCACAGUGGGCUUCUCCGCUAAAGGAAACCUACAUUUUCUCUACCGUUGCUUUGUGCCUCCUCCUGCUCUUCACUUCUUGCCAAAAAAUACCACAAACCGACAAAACGAAACCAACGAAAAUCCUGGAGAAGUGGACUUUGUAAAAGAAAAAGGAGAUCACAUGUCAGUUAAGCUCCCGCUUCUCUGUAACUCAAAUUUUCUAGGAUUCAUUCUGGAGUAGGGAAAAUUAACGAUUUAAGACCCGAACCAAAGAAAUGAUCUAUCCUGAAAGAAAAAGGGCUUAAGUUUACUUUUGAGGAAAUCUUGAUUUUGUUUUUAAUUCAUUUAAAUUUAAAUCCCAAGUGGACAAACUAAAAAACUCAUUAAUAGUUAUUCUUAAAUGUUUUUUUUUUUAAUAAUUUUCUUUAUGUACAACUGAAUAAAUUAUUUUCUCAGUA
Pteropus alecto (black flying fox) is the source of this 4242-nucleotide messenger RNA. Its product is annotated as N-acetyllactosaminide alpha-1,3-galactosyltransferase. NCBI's taxonomy places the organism in Eukaryota, Metazoa, Chordata, Mammalia, Chiroptera, Pteropodidae. Gene Ontology annotation, cellular component: membrane; vesicle; Golgi apparatus. The record is from RefSeq and is a predicted model, not a curated record. Gene Ontology annotation, molecular function: hexosyltransferase activity. Gene Ontology annotation, biological process: carbohydrate metabolic process. The transcript has 8 exons. Bases 1158 to 2273 code for a protein of 371 amino acids.